GCGUGGGAACACUAUUCAAUAAUGCUAUGAAGGGAGGAGUGGAAGAUGAUAUCUCACUUUCUGCUUAUGUGACAAUUGCUCUGAUAGAGGGUGGUGUACCUCUGAAGGAUCCUCUGGUCAGGGACGCAGUGUCCUGUCUGAAAAAGGCAGCUAGUGAUGUGACCAAUGUAUACACCCUGGCUCUGCUCGCCUACACCUUUACACUGUGUGGAGAGACAAAGUUCAGAAAGACUAUACUGGACAAACUGGAGAAAAAGGCUGUACGAGGAGAUGGACAGCUCCACUGGAAACGGGAUUCUGAUCCUCCCAAGAAAGAUUCAUACUGGCACAGAGCUCCAUCUGCUGAGGUGGAGAUGUCUGCCUAUGUCCUCCUGGCUCUACUCCAUGGGCCUGAACCUGACCUGGUCGAAACUGCAGGGAUUGCAAACUGGUUUAGAAAACAGCAGAACCCUUAUGGAGGCUUCUCAUCUACACAGGACACAGUUAUGGCUCUUGAAGCUCUGGCCAAGUACUCAGAGCUCACAUUCAGUGAUAAGGGUGAUGUGACUACGACUGUCACUUCCAGCACAGGAUUUCUGGAGAAGUUCCAUGUAGACAAAAACAACCGUCUCCUCCUCCAGAGAGCAACACUACCAACUGUUCCCGGAGAAUACAUGAUUUCAGCCACAGGGAACGGCUGUGUUUUUGUACAGACAGUCCUGAGAUACAAUGUCCCUCCACCCAGAAGAGACAUCAGCUUUUCAUUAAAGGUGACACCACAUUUAACCAGAGAGUGUCUGGGGGAUCCAGUGACAAAUUUUGAGAUUCUUAUCAGUGCUACAUACACUGGAACCCGGGAUAAAUCCAACAUGGCUAUUAUAGAGGUGAAGAUGCUGUCUGGACACAUUCCGGUCAAGAGUACAGUGAAGAAGCUGCAGAAGGACCAACUGAUACAGAGAAGUGAAAUACAGAUGGACACAGUCACUUUAUAUCUGAAUCAGGUGGGACAUGAUACUAUAAAUCUCUCUUUUAUGGUGGAGUAGAUUAUUGAAGUCAAGAACCUGAAACCAGCCACAGCAAAAGUUUAUGAUUACUAUGAAACAGAUGAGCAAGCAGUGGCAGAAUACAAUCAUCCCUGUAACACUGAUGACAUAUUCAGCAAUUCAAGUUGAAGACAAAAUAACA
Messenger RNA from Nanorana parkeri, 1164 nucleotides. RefSeq names its product alpha-1-inhibitor 3-like. NCBI's taxonomy places the organism in Eukaryota, Metazoa, Chordata, Amphibia, Anura, Dicroglossidae. Gene Ontology annotation, cellular component: extracellular region. The transcript has 11 exons. Bases 27 to 1022 code for a protein of 331 amino acids. The record is from RefSeq and is a predicted model, not a curated record.